GGCGGGGCGGCCCCGUUGCUAGGACUUGGAGAAGCGUGGCGUUCUCGCCGGCGUCCUUCAGUCGACCCCGCGGAGGAUGGAGCCCUGCUCGGGCCUCGCGGAGCAGCCCGGGCCCGCGAAGGCCGGCGGCGAGGAGCGAGCGCCGGCGCCGUGGCAAGCCCUGCCCGUCCUGUCGGAGCAGCAGGCGGGGGCCGUGGAGCUGGUGCUGGCCUACGCCGCGCCGGUGCUGGACCAGCGCCAGACGUCCCGCCUGCUGCGGGAGGUGUCCGCCGCCCACCCGCUUCCCGCCCAGCCCCACCUCAAGCGCGUGCGCCCCGGCCGCGGCGCCCAGGGCGCCCACGCGUCGGACCUGCUGCUGUGCCUGGCGGGGCCCUCGGCGGCGCCGCGCUCGCUGGCCGAGCUGCUGCCCAGCCCGGCCGUGGACCCGCGCGGCCUGGGCACGCCGUUCCUGGUGCCCGUGCCCGCCCGGCCGCCCCUCACCCGGAGCCAGUUUGAGGAGGCGCGGGCGCACUGGCCCACGUCCUUCCACGAGGACAAGCGGGUGACCCGCGCGCUGGCCGGGCAGCUCUUCUCUGCGCAGGCGCGGGCGGCCAUGCAGCGCCACAUGGAACAGGCCGUGCGUGCCGCCCGCAGGGCAGCCGCCCAGGGCCUGCGGGCCGUGGGCGCUGUCGUGGUGGACCCAGCCUCGGACCGCGUGCUGGCCACAGGCCACGACUGCAGCGGCCUGGCCAGCCCCCUGCUGCACGCUGUCAUGGUGUGCAUCGACCUGGUGGCCCAGGGGCAGGGCCGUGGCACCCGUGACCUCAGGCGCCACCCGGCUUGCUCCUUCGCCCCGGCUGCCACCGCCCAGGGUGCACGUGCCGGCAGCGUGCGCAAGCUGGACGAGGAGGAGGAGGGCCUGCCCUACGUGUGCACCGGCUACGACCUGUAUGUCACCCGCGAGCCCUGCGUCAUGUGUGCCAUGGCCCUCGUGCACGCCCGCAUCCAGCGCGUCUUCUACGGGGCGCCCUCGCCCGACGGCGCCCUGGGCACGCGCUUCCGCGUCCACGCGCGGCCAGACCUCAACCACCGCUUCCAGGUGUUCCGCGGCAUCCUCGAGGACCAGUGCUGCCAGCUGGACCCCGACCCCUAGGCCUGG
Messenger RNA from Onychomys torridus (southern grasshopper mouse), 1138 nucleotides. RefSeq names its product adenosine deaminase tRNA specific 3 (gene Adat3). NCBI's taxonomy places the organism in Eukaryota, Metazoa, Chordata, Mammalia, Rodentia, Cricetidae. Bases 77 to 1132 code for a protein of 351 amino acids. Gene Ontology annotation, molecular function: tRNA-specific adenosine-34 deaminase activity. The record is from RefSeq and is a predicted model, not a curated record. The transcript is spliced from 2 exons. Gene Ontology annotation, cellular component: nucleus; cytoplasm.